GUCCCAGCGGCGGCCGUGCUGCUGCCACGGGGCCGGCGGCCGCGGCGCGGCCUCCUUCGCCGCCGUCGUGGGCCUCGCGGCGGCGGGCUCGUGGUGGGCCCUUGCCAGCGGCGCGCUGCUGCCGCUGGCUCCCCUGGGGCCGCUCGCGGAGCUGGCGUGGCCCUCUGCGGCCGAGGAGGGCGCCGAGGAGGCGGGCGCCAGCGAGGCGGGCGUCGCGGCGGAGCCGCUCAGGAUCUACACCUUCCUCGGGGUACCCCCGCGGCCCGGACCCGUGGGUCGCCCUGUAACCUGCAGUCCUGGCGCUCGAAUGCGCCCCCCGACGCGGAGGUGGUGCUGGUCAACGACAGCAACAUCCGCAGUCUUGUUCCGGACCUCCCCGAAGAGUAUUGGAGGCUGCCUUAUUCUGCCGCCAAGUCCGAUGUCAUUCGGGCAUCGGUGCUGUACCAUCACGGCGGGCUCUACAUUGACACCGACUUUCUGGUCACCAGCCCGCUUUCGUCGGUCCAACGGCGCCUCAGCGAAGGAUGGGAUGUCGUCGCCUACGCUGCACUCGGGCAGGGCAAGCUGAAGCAGACAGGCCCGUGCGGCGAGGACAAUCCUGGUGCCUUCGCGUCCAACUUCCUGGCCGCGCGCCGGGGGAACCCGUGGAGCCGCACGUGGUGGGAGAACAUCAAGGCGAAGCUCACGCGCGUCUGCGAGGAAAAGCAGCUCGGGUGCGUCGGCAGGGUCUGCUGUCACGAGGGUUUCGCCGCUGAGCCAGAGGAGCGCAAGUGCCACAUCCCGUGGGCGCACUUGGAGCACCUGAAGUCGCCCCCCAACGAUCACGACGCCAGGCCGCUGGGAACUGGGCCCUGCCGCGACUGCAACUGCGUGCCCCCGCCGCAGACCGUGCCCAAGACUGGCCCGCAGGCCGCAGCGAUCCUUGCCGCCGUCGAGCGCGGCCACCGCAACGCGACCGCGCUGCCCCCAGGCGCCCUCGAACGCCUGCUCUGCCUGCGCGGCGAGGACGACGGGGUGUCGCCGCACGUUUACGGCGAGGUCUACUGGCAGCCCUGGGACGCCGACCGGGGUGCCACGGCGGACAACUCCAGCGGGCAGUGGUCCCAAAAGAAGUACGAGCACCAGUAUUCGUGCUUCAGGAACCAGACGGACCUCGUCUGCGACACCCACAGGUAA
Messenger RNA from Prorocentrum cordatum, 1176 nucleotides. NCBI's taxonomy places the organism in Eukaryota, Dinophyceae, Prorocentrales, Prorocentraceae. The record is from the annotation of a GenBank genome assembly.